Messenger RNA from Spinacia oleracea (spinach), 988 nucleotides. RefSeq lists its product as uncharacterized. Gene Ontology annotation, molecular function: growth factor activity. The record is from RefSeq and is a predicted model, not a curated record. Lineage: Eukaryota; Viridiplantae; Streptophyta; Magnoliopsida; Caryophyllales; Amaranthaceae. The transcript has 5 exons. The coding region runs from base 184 to 741 and encodes 185 amino acids. Gene Ontology annotation, biological process: regulation of root meristem growth.
UUUAAUUUAAGCUUCCUAUAAAGCCCUAACCUUCUUACCAUACUUAAAAACCUUAAUUACUUCCUCCUUUUCUUCUGCUAUAUCUGUAUCAUUCCCAAUCAAACUUAAUUCAGCAUUUAUACUUCUUACCUUACUUAAUUAGCAGAUUAACCUAAAGUAGAAAGCAAUCAAGACAAAAGAAAAAUGCUUACCAUAAGGCUAAUUAGCUUUAUCAUUAUGCUCAUGUUUACUUUGCUUGAAGCUAGGGACUCCAUUGUUAAGCAACCACAUUAUCAAGGACAUUUGGACACCAAAGUUGUUCUACAAAGUGAGAAUGUAGAUGCUAAAAGAAUCCAUCAAAUUAUAGUCGUCAAGGAAAUCAAGUCCAAUGUUGUUCCAAUAGAGAAAGAAGGCAGCAACAUGAGGCUAAACGGAAGGAAAUUGGCGUCAAAAGGCGGCCUGAAGAAAGAGCUAGUUGGGUCUGAGAGGCGGAGUUCAAAGAUUACAGGAAGGAACAUCCAUUCAUCAAGAAUGCAGAGUGCAGAAACAAAACAUGAGGGUAAAAAAGAGGAGAUGGCUUGGUUAAGCAAUGGCAGGAAACAGAAAGGUAACAAAAGUGUAGGAACAAGGAAUGGGAAUGGUAGGUUUCAGAAGCUAAAUACACGUGAUUUUGAAGCUGCUAAUGAGGAAUGGACUUUUAUGAAUAGAGACUACCCCGGAAAUGGUGGUGGUCGCCAUAAACCUCCUACCAACAAUCGUUAGUUUCCGUGUUUUUGAAACCAAUAGUAGGAAAACAAUGACUAGGAGGUACUAGUAUAUGAGUUAUACAUAUGUUAUACCAUAAAUUUCAGUUUUAAUUAGGCAGUUUCAGUGUUAUCAGAUAAAAAAAAUACAGUAUGUAAUGUAACGUUUUUGGUAGCAUAGGAAAGGUACCUCACCCCCACAGCCCCACAGCCCCACUCGAUCUAGUGGUUUGUGAGUUGUGGCUGCUUUUUGGUACAAAUUUUGG